UGCACCUCAGCCCACCAAACAUCCCCUCAUCCUCAACGAGACCAAGCCCAACCAAUGUCAAUGCCACAUUAGCGAUGCACGUAUCUGCAGGAUAGCCGUGUGGCUUACGCAGGAAGGAAUCAGCGAGGAUUGAUAGGCGCCCGGGCUUAGGGGCGGCAGGCUUACGGUCAGCUGCACGGUGAUAUGGAUGCAGGAAGCGUACCCUGCGCCCGGGUUGUCCUUUUAGGAGCGAUCGACCAUACACGAUCAGCCAGGAAAAUUGAGGCGAUGACGGUACUUGCGUUCUGUUGUUUUCCCAGUGGUUCCAGCUGAGCCUCAAGACCCUCGGUCGCGACUUACAUCGACUCAAGGCAAUCAUUCCAUCCCUGUUGACCGUCAACCACGAUGGCUAGUUCAUACUUUUGUAUGAGCAAUCAGUCGAUGAUAGCUUUCUUCUUGAGCCUCAAUAUAUCUUGAUGGACGAGGGAGAAAGCGGACCUUGUCACGCUCUCCCUCGGGUCCAACCUCGAUCCAUCGCAUGGCAGACCCGCCGACCCCUCCCCACACCCCCUCCGGCUCGUCGAAAGGCACGUCAAAUGUGAACCAGGGGAAUGUGGACAAUCGUAAUAUCCCGAACAAUGGAGGAGUCGUAACUGGAAAUGUCAACGGGUUUAACACCAUAGUCGGAACACUUAAUCUAACCGUUGAUUCGGCUGCUGAACUCACUAACAAUAUUCAAACUUUUACCGCUCGGGUCGCUACGGCUGCGGAGAGGCUGAAGGAUGUUGAAACCAGAAUUCGUGCGACGGCUCAGCUUCUGGGAAGCAUUCGCGACUUGGUGAUUGCGCGAGCAGCGAAGGAAGAUAUCAACAUCGACCGAGAAUUCCGUGUUCAGAGUAGCGAUGGAACAGGAACUGGAAGCGGUAUUCCAUCAAAUGAGGGCACGACAGGUGGAAAUGCAGCUGGUGGAGGUACCAGAGGGGGCAUUCAGCCCGGACAAUCUCCAGGAGGAAGUGCAAACGAUCCAGGGCCAACUGUCUUGGAGAGACCUUGUUUUCGCGACUUGGUGAAUGCGACGAAAAGUGCGGCGGACCGAUUUGAGCGCAUCAACACCAAGAUCCAAGAGGCUUUCAACACGAUCGAGCCUAUGCGACGAGGACGACCCAAGAUUGAACUAAGCGAUGACGAUCGGACAAAGUUCUUUCUGACGGAGAGGGACAUUGAUGAUAUGGAAAGACAUAUCGAAAGUCACAAGUUGGAGGUCCAUAUUGCCUUGACUGCCUUUGAAGCGACGAUGGACGACAAGCGUUCCGAGGCUAUCCAAUUAGUGGUUCUGGAAAUGUUCAAAGAAAUCAAGAGAAUUGGAGAGUACUUCUUUAAUCGCAGCCGUGGACCUCCAGAAACGACUCGAGACCCAAUUGGACCGAGACCACAUUAUCGAGACCCAAGAUUCGAGCCAUACCACUACCAACAGCCGUAUCAAUAUAACCAGUACCAACAACCAUAUCAAUAUAUACGACCAUUCGUCUUUCCCGACCUAUCCAGAUUGACAUCCCUUUAUCUGGGUUGGACAUUUACCAAAGGCCGGCCACCAUAUGUCCACAUCAAUACCACAUCCACGCAACCCUCGUGGCGAUGGGCUGUCUGCAGCCAAAUGGCCCUUUCAACCGAAGAGCUGUUCCUGAAAGUUCUGGCCCAAACUACCAGACGCUCCAAGCUCCGGCGUUCGAUUCAAGACGACUGCAAAGACCUGUUGAAAACGAGUGUUCAAAGGCUGCUGGUAGACAAUUUGCUGCGGGAACAGAAUGAGAAUUUGGCCAUGCAACAUCCGGCUUUGGAGUUGAAGUUGGCAGGCUUGUCUUGUAAAACACGGAGGACUGGCUUUUUCAGUCAUGAGACCAAGAGUAUCGAUAUCAUCUUGAAGACGGAAUGGGCUCCUGGUCUUCCGCCGCAUGAUUCGUGGCCACCGGGUGGUGGUGGUGGUCCACCUCCGCCACCUCCUCCUGGAUUCGAUGCUUAUGGCCCUGGUAGGCCCCUUGGAGGGGGAGGAGGAGGAGGAGGAGGGGGAGGAUGGGGCGGAAAGGGUGGUGGUGGCAGUGGCCCUGGACAUCCUCCAGGCGGAGGCGAUGGAGGCACCUUCUAUCAGCAUGGCCCUAGUGGCACCAGGCCAUCUUCUUCCAAGAAACACCCAAAAAGAGUCCAUCAUCCACCUCCACACACAGCACCAUCCAAGUCCGCACCCGAGAUAGUCUCGCGCGAACCACGAAUGUACGUCGUCAGAAAGAAAACCAAAGGCAAGGCCGCUGCCUCAGACAGCGAAAGCAGCCGCCGAGUAUUCAUCCGAGAUAAAAAUGGCAAUCUAACGGUCCACCCUGAACAUCACCGUCCGACAAGCUCUCAUACUGAUCACAUCGAGGGACCGUCAAUAUCAGCUCAGUUCGAUCAUGGCCCCCCUCUACCACCACUGCUUCGUCCAUAUGAAAGCUUCUACGACUCCCAAGUGCGGAUGGAAUACGUGCCUGGUAUUUCCCAUCAAACACGUGCCCACCCACCACGCCCAGUCGCUGAAACGGUAUACUCCGCUUCGUCUUCCUCCUACUCCUCGGACAGCGAGCAUCGCGAGUACUACAGAAUGCCACCCCCACCACCAGCAACAAGCAUGCAAGUCUCAGUCCAGGGGAUGACCCGCGAACAAGAAAAGAAAGUCAUCGAAGAAAUAUUCGCCGAAUGGGAAGACGGCGUAAGCAUCCAACCAACCAGAAGACCAAACACCGCCCACCAAGACUCUCGACACAAAUUGGACAAAGAGCACGAAUCCAGAAUGUCCAGAUCAUCCGCUGUAGUCCCGCAAAUCGGCCCUACACGCCGAAUGAUGAUGGAAGUCGAACACGAAGCUCAAAAGCAAGAGAUCAUUGAAGAAAAGAUCCGCGAGAGACAUCGACUCGGGGAACCGUCUUAUCUGCACACGCGUGAACCACGUCCCAGGCGCACACGCAGCCGCUCGUAUGAGAGAGCGCCGGGACGAAGGAGGCCGGGAGUGAAGAUCGGUCUGGACGGAGGCGGGGAUCCGUACCCGGCGUAUGGAAUGGAUUGGCAGUUCGCUGAUGAGGAGCGGUAUCGUCGUCCUUUCGCCGAGCCUGGAUAUGAUGUACCCGGGCCGUCGAGGCGGUAUGGAGCACCGGGGCCGGAAGUACGGGCUGCUGGAGAGAGACAGUAUAUGCACAUUCAUGGGGCAGAGCCGCGGGUGUAUGUACCAGCGCCAUCUGAGAGACGGAGAGAGUAUGGUAGUGUGCCAUACGUAGAGCCCAGUGAUUUGGUAGUGGAGGAUUCUAUGUCUGAGAGGGUGAGAGUAAUGUCUCCUCGGAGGAGGGAGAGGAGGCGAGAACGUUCUCGUGUAGUUUUGGAGCCAGGACCAGAACCAUCUUCUGAAGAACGUGGUAGGAGGAGGAUUGAGAGGAGGAGUCCUGGUGGGAGCUUGUAUGAUUCGGAUGAGAGGGAAAUGGCUUCAACCUACAGCGAUUGAAUGGUGUGGACGAAUGGGAUGGUCGAAGCUUGCUUUCUAUGUGAUACCCAGAAUUUAGUGUAUGUAUAGUUUAAAAUGGUUCGAAGAGAAG
Molecule: messenger RNA, 3593 nt
Organism: Penicillium brasilianum
Lineage: Eukaryota; Fungi; Ascomycota; Eurotiomycetes; Eurotiales; Aspergillaceae
Source: the annotation of a GenBank genome assembly